AUGCCUGGAGCUACAACCAAAGCGACACUCAUCUCGCCCUCUGAACCAAACCGCGUGGUCUAUAUCAGCUCCCCCACGCUCCGAAGUCUGAAUGAAGCCAUGUCUAGCGGCAUGAACGGACCCCCAGACCAUAGUUGGGAUUCAAGCGACUAUGUCGCCCAGUUUCACGGCCCAGACAAGAGCGAGAUAUUUUCACGACCGUCCAAAUCCGAGAGGCACGGAAAGGUGAAAGAAGUAAACAAAACCCUCGCUGAACGGUUGGCGACGUUGGAAAAAGCGAGCAGGGAAGCUGAGGCGGAGCGCAAGAAGGAUAGGGAAAGCAUCAACCUCCUCAGACGGGAACACACCAAAGACAUGGAAGAAAAUGUCAAGCACCUUAAUGCCGAGGUCAAGAGGCUGGAGAUUGUAGAGGAGUAUGAGGCUGUGGUUUGCGUGCUUCGUGCGUGCAACGAUGAGAUGUUUGAAAAUACGAGAACGGAACAUAGAGACAUACUCAAAGCGGCUGGCUUAAACUGGAUUACCAAGCUGCUUUCAUAUUCUCCAGCAGGCGGUGCUGAUUCAGAUGUUAUCGAAGAUGCUGUCCAGGCGACACUUGGCCUUCUGACCUCGGAAGAACGUGCGUUGUGCCUGAGGCUGAAUGAACACCUCAGGAAUCACCGCCUUGAGAGACAUCGAACACAACACCCGAAGAUCAGCCCACUAACUGCAUUUUCGUGGUUAGACAAGAUCGUCCCCACCUUCCGAGAAACGUAUCUGCACCUCCUUGCGCGAAAACCCAAAAUUCUACACUCCCUACCAUCUGAUUCCCCGUCAGAUCGCCAUAUCUUCCCCGAGGACACCUUGAGCCAACUGGAUGCCACACGGGAACGAUUGCAGGUGGCCACGAAGCGGCUUGAGGAGUGGAAGGAGGUGUAA
Messenger RNA from Mycena indigotica, 915 nucleotides. RefSeq lists its product as uncharacterized. Bases 1 to 915 code for a protein of 304 amino acids. The transcript is spliced from 4 exons. The record is from RefSeq and is a predicted model, not a curated record. NCBI's taxonomy places the organism in Eukaryota, Fungi, Basidiomycota, Agaricomycetes, Agaricales, Mycenaceae.